This is a messenger RNA of Cylicocyclus nassatus, 5539 nucleotides long. NCBI's taxonomy places the organism in Eukaryota, Metazoa, Nematoda, Chromadorea, Rhabditida, Strongylidae. The record is from the annotation of a GenBank genome assembly.
GCUUUUUGAGAUGCAAGCUAACAAGGAAAACUUGCUGGCCACGCCCAAACCUAAAGAGAUCAAAAAGAGGCCUUCACUCCAGAGCCCAUUCUCUGCUGCAUCUCCAAAUACAAGACCUGCACCAAGAAAACUAGGAAGACCACUGCACGAGCUUGGUGACCAAAAUCUUGAUGCCACUAGUAUUGCGGAAGAAUCCAACAUUUCGAAAUUAAGCCUCAGCGAAAGUUUGAUAGAGACACCAUCUGCAACUUGCGCUACGAGCUCAGCUGCACGGGUUUGUCAUGGUGAUCAAGCUUCAGAAAUGUCUGCGUAUAUGCAGCCGGAAGCCAAUCAGCCAUGUGUGUUAGCUGGGGACGGAAAUUUGGAAGAAUCGGCGCUUCUCAGUGGCACUUUUACCAUAAGCAAAGAGGAUGACAGUUCGAUCCAAAUCCUCUGUGACACUAACUUGGAAGAGACUGCGGCGGAUUUCACGCUGCAAGACUCGGACACUACUAGGACAACUAUUGUUGAAAAUGACGUUGAUGUAGAGGACACGUCUAUUUGCGAAACAUCGGCUAACACAACUCUAACCAAUCAUGAAGCAGAUAAUGAGAACACACCACGUAUUCCUUGUGAUGCUAAUCUUGAAGAAACAUCGAUCGAAUCCACUUUCUACCAGACUGAUGGGAGCGUAAUAGUAACCAGCAUCAUUUGUAAGGAUGUGGAUCGGUCAUCUAUCGUGGAAGAUACGGCUGACUCCACUUUGACUAACGCGAAGGAGUUCGAAUCUCCAUACCAUGAGUGUGAUUCAAACUUGGAAGAGUCGGUUAUUAGUUCCAUAUAUAGUGAGACUAUCGCAUCUGAGAAUACAACAAUUACUAUCGAUAGCGAAGUUGAGCCAUCACUUUGUGGUACCACGUUCACUAUCGAUAAAAAGCAUAAGCAGAUCCCAGCUGAUAGUAAUCUCGAGAUAUCUGCCAUGGAGUCGACGAUCGUUGAUGUUACAGGAAGUAGCGAAACUUUAUCAGCAGAUGCUGACGAGACUCUGAAAACUGCACUUGAUGAGGAGGUCUUUGCGCAAAAGCACGCUGGUGAUUCGAAUCUGGAAGAGACAUGCCUUGACGGAGCUCGUCUGGAAGAUCUCGAACAAGUAACUCCAAAGAAGCAGUGCGACUCAAUUCGUGUUUUCGUAGAGGCAAAGGCAUCGCCUUUGAGCGCAAAUGAUUCUGUUGUCAAUCAGGGGCUGAGUCUAGCGAAUGAACUUGGAGAGCUGGGAGUGAAUCUGGAUAGGUCGUCAGCACAAAUUAAAGUGACGGCGUCAGGAAAUGUGUCGAUCUUGGAAAAAGCUGAAGAAGAUGGCGGUACCUGUUCUGACAGUUCGAGAUAUAUCACAUCCGCUUCCACGGCGGUCAGUGAAUCGAAAAUUUUCGCGGAUACGACAAAGUGCCUGUCACCUGCCAAUACGACGCAAUACGGUGAUAUCAGUAUGGACAUCACAGCUUGCUCGUUUGCGGCUGAUGAUACAAUGGCCGCCUUCACCCCUCGUCCUCCUGAAAGUAAGAGCUCUGCCAUCAAUAACGCCACUUUGGCUGAAGAAUUGGGACGCUUGACGGCUGCUGGUGAUGCCGAUUCAUUUGGUAGUCUUAAUGACGAUACGAUGAGCGCCUUCGAAAGAGGAAAGGCUUUACCGAAUGCCGGAGAAAGUGUAUCAAGCGAUCCGAUGGAGAUGACUGAUGAGAUCAGAACGGAGUCAGAUCCUACAAAGGAGGAGGUGCCAAAUGUGAAGGCUGUUGCAAAGCCAAAAUUUGUCACCAGAAGAUCCGUAAACCCUUAUGCUGCCGCGCCGCUGUCUCCGAUAGCCGACCUCUCUAGAAGUGAAGGCGGUUCCCGUGCUUCCACGGUUCGUCGAGGUGAUUUCGGAUUCGCAGACGCGUCUCCAGUUACUUCACAAAAUCGGAAAUACAAUAUGAACGAUUCCGAGAUAUCAUUUUUGAUGCAUGAGAAUAGAAUUUACGAUAUGGCGCUUCGAAAUGCUGUCGAAUCUCCGGAAGAGUUGGAGCAAAUGCGGAAGAAUAUUAGCCAACUUGAAAAGGACAAGGCGGAUCUGCAUGAAAAGCUUAGAAGCACCGCUGAAGAACGCAAUGCAUACAAAGCAUCCGCAGACACCAAAAGUGUGGAGUUGGGUGUAGUACGUGGGAAGUUGGCAGAAAUCACUAAAGCCAAGGAGAACGCAGAGAAGACAGUCGCUGAUUAUGAAUUUAUUGUUGAAGAUCUGAAAAAGAGGCAUAACAAUCAGAAGCAAGAACUGUUUACAAAGGUGAUCAGCCUCGAAGAAGAACUGGAGACAUGCCGUGCUCAGCUUAGGACUCAGACUGAAUUGUCAUUUACAAGUGCUGGAUUAGCUACUGAAUUAAACGUAUUCAAAGAGCGUCUACUGAUUUCGGAAGAAGCGCAAGGCGCAGCUGAGAAGCGAUGCGAAGACCUAGUCAAAGAGCUUGAGCUAGCAGCCGACAGAAAUUUGGUUUUAUUAAAUCAGAUUGCCGAUACAAACGAAAAGUCGGAUGCUCUCCAGAAAGAGAUUGUUGAAUUGCAUCACGCCAUCGCACAAAAGGAGUCCGCCAUCAAAGAGAUUGAGAAAGCGAACGCUAACCAUCAAGAGAUUGAAAAACAGUUGGAACAUGCCAGGGGUGCUGCGUCAAAAGCAGCGGAAGAAGUGGAUAGUCUCAAAAAGCAGCUUGAAGCUGCUACAAAUGAUCUAUCUGUUUUGCGCGAAGUUCAAACCAGCAGCGAGCUAGAAUUGAUCAGAUUGAAGGACGAUUUGAGUAUUCGUGAGAAAAAACUUGAAGAAGCCAAUGCGGGAGCAGCAAAAAUGAAAAAUGAAAAGGAGAUUGCCAUCGCUGAGCUGAAGGAGAAAUCGCAGCUCUUUGCAGAAGAACAGGCGAAGACGAGUGUUUUAGCUGCCAAGCUGGCAGAUCUCAAGGAGGAGCGUGCAUUACAAGAAGCUGCUCUUGUUGAAGUCGGACGCGAAACUGAGCGCUUACAGUCUGAGAAAAAUAUCUUGUCUGGUGAAGUAGAAGAAGCGAAAUCCAAGUUAAGUGUUGAGACAAGCCGUGCUGAAGAGGCCGAGAAAAAAUUGAAAGGGGUUGCCGAUGCUUUCGAGGAGGAGAAACAACAAAUGAAUAAGCUCAUAUCAAAGACGGCUGCAGAGAAGGCAGAUUUGGAAACUAGAAUGAAUGAGGCGGAUACGAAGAUGAUCGCGCUAAGCGAAGAGUUGGAAAAGAGAACAGAGCUGAUUUCCCGGUUGGAGGAGUCAAAAGGAGCGCUUGAAGAAGAGGCAAAGAAGCUACAGUCAGAUAUACUGCUGCUAGUACAAGAAUGUGAGGAAAAAACCAAAGAAGUGGAGCAGUUAAACUCUGCCUUCGCUGCCUCGAAAAAGGAAUUCAACUCGCUACAAGAGGAGCUUACAUCUACAAAAGCUGAGUUGGCGGCUGCCAAUGAAGGAGUCCUUGAAGCAGCUGAUGCAAAGCGGUUGGUAGAUUCACUCAGAAGCGAAUUGGAUGCUGAACGCGCUGCUUUCGCUACCCAACUGAAUGCUGAAAAGGAGGCAAGUAAAAAGUUACUAGAAGAUAUGAACGAGGCAAAAGAAACUUUGGCACGACUUCGCGAAGAGAAAGUUAUGGUCGACGACACUCUCCAGAAGGUUACUGCUGAGAAAGCCGCAACUGAAAAGCAACUGCAGGAAAAUGAUAGUAAAAAGAAUGAAACUUUGGCUGCACUACAGAACGCGAAAAACACAAUGGCGGUACUGGGCAACGAGAAAGAUUUGUUGAGAAGCGAGGUAGACCAGUUGAAAGCAGAUCUGGAGAUGAUGGAACGAAAGCAUUCUGAAGAAAUUUCUGGAAUUCACAAGGAACUUGCCGAGUCAGAGCAAAAGCUUGCCGAGAAGGAAGCGUUUAUGUCCGACUUAGUGAAGGAAUGUGAGAGUUUCGCUAAGAGUGAUAGGGAGCAGCAGGAAAGGGUUGCUGUGUUGCAAAGAAACUGCGAACAACUAAGAACACAGCUUGCUGCUGCAAAGGAAUCAGCAAAAUUCAACAGGGACGAUGAAGCGCUGAAGGAAAAAGUUGCCAUACUUGAGCGGGAAAUUAUGAAUUUGAAAAAGGAGAAGGAAGUACUUGAGCAGACUGCAGAAGCUCAAUCCAAUGAAGUCAAUGAGCUGAAGCAAUCUUUGGCUGCAAAGGACGUGAAAAUUGAACAUCUUGAAAAGCAAUGUGACGAACUGGACGAAAUCGAGGAGAAAUAUCAGCAGCAGAUAUACGAACUCACUGACGAAAGGGAUGCGUUGAAGGCUCAGAUCGACCCAGCUACCGCAAGUAAACCAGUUGUACAAAACCUACGCGCUGCACUUACUGAGGGCAUAAAACCGCUCACACCGGACCAUUCAAUGAACCAUAAUGAGGACGCGCUAAUGGAAGCUCGAGAAAAGAUACUCGAGCUAGAGAGUGAAAUUAACAUUCUGAAGAUGGAGAAGGAACGUUUAGAAAAGAUCGCUCUUUACUCGGAUUGCGACGAUGUGAACACGCUCAAAAGAGAACUUGUGGUCAGGAUCGAACGCAUCGAAUAUCUGGAGAAGCAAUGCGACGAAAUCGAUGAAUUGGAGGAGGGCUACAGGCAGCAGAUUGAUGACUUAACAGAGGAAAGAGAUCGACUGCUGGCACAGCUGCAUCCAACCACCACCACCCAAGCGCCUCCUGUACUAAUUGAUAGAAGCAGAAAGGACUGUGCUACGCCGGAAUCUCAGCAAGUUUCUCAGAGGAAUGACAAGAAAGUACAAGAACUUGAGCAGCUAGUAAAAAGACUGGAAAUUGAAAAGAAGGAAAUAGAGGAUCAGAAGCUCACGGAAAUAAACCGCUUCAAGCAGCAAAAUGAGAAGCUUAGAGAACAGUGUGAUGAACAAAGGAAGAAAAUCGAGGAAUUUGUAGAAAAUGAAGGAGCAGUUGAAAAAGAGAGGGUAAAGAAAGGAACGUUCAGUAGGGAGAAAGAGGAUUCUGCAACGAAUCAAAAUGUCAAAAAACAGAAGGGAAGCUUACUUGAAGUUCUCCGGAAGAGAUCAUGCGACACAUCGAUGGAACAAAGCCAUGAGAGAAGUGAAACUUUUGAAUCCGCCCCAUCAUCACCUACAUUGCCUUCGCGAACAUUCGACUCCGCAUCAGGCUUGGUUUAUGAGGAAUCGGUCUUGGAAACAGUGAAUGCCACACCGAAUCGCACUCUCCACACUACGCUUUACAAGAAAUUGGACAAAACUGCUAAGCUGACAGAAACGCCAAACUCAAACAAAAAAGAAAAUAGUCGAUGUACCCCACAGUGAUCGUUCUAAAUCAAGCAAUAAGAGUGCUUCAAUCCAUAUUCUUUCACUUUUACCUCUUAACGAACUUAACCUAAUCUUAGCUCUAAUAUGCAUGUGUUUCAACUGAUCUCAGUUUAUAUGAGAUUCGCCACUGUAUCAUAGUUUUUGAAAUUUUAGUAAAUAAAUGUGUUUUCAAAUAUAUCAGCGCAGUUUUUA